Capsicum annuum is the source of this 1865-nucleotide messenger RNA. RefSeq lists its product as uncharacterized. Bases 114 to 1298 code for a protein of 394 amino acids. The transcript has 7 exons. NCBI's taxonomy places the organism in Eukaryota, Viridiplantae, Streptophyta, Magnoliopsida, Solanales, Solanaceae. The record is from RefSeq and is a predicted model, not a curated record.
GAAAAGGUCAAAAAGGAGAAAUGUGUGGGUUGUACGGGACUCCAAAUUUGGAGCCAAAUCAGAUCCGUUAAGUCCCAAUUUUCAUUUUCCGUCCAAUUUCGCUCGAUCUAGCUAUGCUAGGAAAGAGAGUAUGCAGUGGAUGGCGCCCCUUUCUUGUUCUAUGUUUGUCUCUCUUUAUUGUUUUUCUUCAUAUCAUGUCAGUUUUAGAACUACGGCAGCAUUCUGCUGCAGAAGUUCCACAAAGGAAACAAUACAAGAAGUUUGAUCAUCUGGUUUUUGGACCUGCUGCGGGCGAAGGGUUGUCUGAUCGGCUACAGUGCAAAGGAAACAAAGCUCUCACCAAUACAUAUUUUGGAGCAUCUUCUAAAAAUUUGAAGGCUGGAAGCAAUAUUUCCAUCGUCACCGUGUUUGCCACAUAUAAUACUGCUGUUGAUCAGCAGACAAAUGGCAAAUCAAUAGACAGUGUUACGGUUGGGAACAUUUCCUACAACAAGGUGGAAAAGUCAAUUGCCAUCUUGAAUGUCUUCGUUAAUUUCAUUCAGGAGACCAUGCCUCAAAGCAACAUCAUCAUCCUUACUAAUCCAUCAUCCAAACUCCCAGUGGAAAGAGAUAGACUGACCAUUCUGCCCAUUCAAGGUGAUUAUUCACGAGAAAUGUUGAUGCUACAAAGAAUCAGGUCUUACAUUGUCUUUCUAGAAACUCGAGCUGCGGAGCAUUCAAAAUGGAAGGGCCUAGUUAAUCAUUACAUCUUUACCGACUCAGAUAUAGCAGUGGUUGAUGAUUUGGGGCAGAUAUUUAAUGAUCACCCUGAUUUUCAUGUGGCUCUAACAUUCCGUAACAACAAAGAGCAACCCCUGAAUUCAGGAUUUAUAGCAGUGAGGGGCACUCCUGAGGGAAUUUUAAGAGCAAAGUCUUUCUUGGAAGAAGUACUAAAAGCGUACACGUCAAAGUUCAUGAAAGCUUCCAGAAUGCUCGGGGAUCAAUUAGCUCUUGCCUGGGUUGUAAAAUCUUAUGCUUCCUUUGAUGUACGAAGGUUUUCUAGAAAACAAGCAUUUGUGGACCAAAUCAGUGGCGCUUCAGUACUAUUUUUGCUGUGUUCAAUUUAUAACUGGACACCACCAGAGGGUGCCGGUCAAUUUCACGGGAUGCCCUUGGAUGUUAAGGUUGUGCAUUUUAAGGGAUCAAGAAAGAGACUUAUGCUGGAGUCUUGGAACUUCUUAAAGUCAACGUCAUCGUCGGACAUUGCCAACAUGUUAUGCCUAAUCUUAAGAAGUGGCAGGACAAAGUACGAUUUCUAGUUGAGAUUAAUUUUGGUCUCAUCUUAUGGAUUUUUUCUUUUUGAGCAAGUACGUCCGCACAUUCAUUUAGAAGAUUAACCAGACCUUUUGAGGUUGUUGGUUGUAACUUGUAAGACUGGUCAACAUUCACCAUCCAAAUGGUGCUUGAGCUUAAAGCUACAGGUCAAGUUUGCCGCUCAGCUGCAACUUUAGAGACUCAGGUAACGAAUGGUUUCUAGCUAAAAUCAGUUUGUAUUCUUAUUUUUUGUGUAACUACAUGUAGGUUCUUCAAAAUUGAUUCGAUGUUUCCUUCUUUGUUUUCUAGCCAUUUCAACAAGAUCAGUAUUGGCAUUUAACUUUUGUGCUGUGUUCUGUAGGAACUUCAACGCUGUUCUCUUCUUCUGGUGGUGUGUUACUGUAACACCCCACAUUUUCGGGCUAGUCUUUGAAUCGUCGUUUCUACGCGUAUAAGCUAUAAUCCAAAUGAUUCCCAUGUGAAUAUAAGUUUCAUGAUCUUUAUCCUCGUGUUUUGAACCGUCGUUCCUACGUGUAUAAGCUAUAAUCCAAAUGAUUCCAAUGUGAAUAUAA